UUCGGUAGUCCGUUCUCCAGGAAACGAUAUCCACUCUACAGUUCGCGAAAAUCUAUGCCAGAAUGUUUUAGUGCUUUCGGUUUUUUUGUUUUCGUGCAAAGUGAAUAUGUCAAAGACCGUGGCGAUGUGUAGUUAGCGUUAAGUCGAAGGCAAUUAUAAUUGUGAAUUAUAGGCGCGGGUAUCGAUGAAUCGUUAUGAAUUAUUAAUAACCAGGUGGUCAUAGUUGGAUUCACGACAUGGCAUCUCGCAGUGUUAACCGCGGAUUCGUCAAACUCGGAGAUGGUUUCAUCCCAAUAUUUCGGGUUUAGAAGCAGAGCGUUUAUUAAUGGAACGAGGUUAUGAUAGUUCAUUUUUGGCACGCCCAAGUUCAUCCAACCCUGGUGAUUUUACAUUAUCUGUAAGACGAAAUGGUGAAGUAACUCAUAUCAAAAUACAAAAUACAGGAGACUUCUAUGAUCUUUAUGGUGGUGAAAAGUUUGCCACGUUAUCUGAACUUGUGCAAUUUUAUAUGGAAAACGGGGGACAGUUGCGCGAGAAAAAUGGAGAAAUUAUUGAAUUGAAGUAUCCUUUGAACUGUGCAGACCCAACAACUGAAAGGUGGUUCCAUGGCCAUUUAUCAGCUAAAGAAGCAGAACGUUUAAUGCUGGAGCGAGGUAAAAAUGGAUCAUUUCUGGUGCGUGAAUCCCAAAGUAAACCUGGUGACUUUGUAUUAUCUGUACGCACAGAUGAUCGUGUUACACAUGUUAUAAUACGAUCUCAGGAUAAUAAAUACGACGUUGGAGGAGGUGAUAAGUUUGACAGUCUAAGUGAUCUGAUAGAAUACUAUAAACGUAAUCCAAUGGUUGAAACAAGUGGAAGUGUUGUUCAUUUAAGGCAACCUUUCAAUGCUACCCGUAUAAAUGCUAGUGGCAUCGAAAGCAGAGUGAGGCAGUUGCAUAAAGAAAAUGGCUGUUCAAAUGGAUGGUUGUGCUGGAAUGGAGCCACCGGUAGUAACGAAGUGGGAGCCGGACGUGGUAAAGGAAAAGCUGGUUUCUGGGAAGAAUUUGAGUCACUGCAACAGUUGGAAUGUCGUCACUUAUUUUCUAGGAAGGAAGGUUUACGUCCCGAAAACCGCGCAAAGAACCGAUAUAAAAAUAUUUUACCUUUUGAUCACACAAGAGUACGCUUGAAGGAUGUAGAUCCCAAUGUUCCUGGAGCUGACUACAUUAAUGCUAAUUAUAUUAGGAACGAAGAAGGGGACGGACAACCUAACGCAGUCAUUACCGUUGGUGACGGUGGUACAUUUAAUAAAUGUUAUAUCGCAACACAAGGUUGCCUUCCCAAUACAAUACCAGACUUCUGGCAUAUGGUAUAUCAAGAAAAUACCAGGGUAAUAGUAAUGACCACCAAAGAAAUGGAGAGGGGAAAAAAUAAAUGUGCUCGUUACUGGCCAGAGGAAGGCGAAGUUACAGAAUAUGGCGGUGAAUGGAAAGUACGUGCUUUGUCUCGCACUUCAACAGCAGAUUAUACACUACGAGAAUUUAUUUUACAUGGAAAUAAGCCGUGUUUUGCAGAAUCUAGGAGGAUUUAUCAUUAUCACUUUCAAGCAUGGCCUGACCAUGGUGUUCCUUCAGACCCUGGGUGUGUAUUAAAUUUCCUUCAUGAUGUUAACGCAAGGCAAGAAUCAAUUGCUGCGUCUCUAACAUCAAGUGGCCAGAACGUGCCUAGUAUAGGGCCAAUUCUUGUGCACUGUAGUGCUGGAAUUGGUAGGACAGGAACAUUUAUUGUUAUUGAUAUGAUUCUUGAUCAAAUUAAGCGGCAUGGUUUGGAUUGUGAAAUUGAUAUUCAAAGAACGAUUCAAAGAGUACGUUCACAAAGGUCAGGAAUGGUUCAGACAGAGGCACAAUAUAAAUUUGUGUAUCUUGCUGUAUUACACUAUAUUGAAACUGUAUCACAGAGAAUGCAGGCAGAGCAGAAGUCUCUUCAUUUAGGUCGAGAAUAUACUAAUAUUCGUUAUAAAAGUGAAACAAACGCUACAACAAAUAUUGGUGACAUACCUAUACCUACAAGUACUGCAUCGACUAUUACAACGUCAGCACAUUUCACGUUAUCCAGUCCUAUCAGUAAUUUGAGGCCAAAGUAAUUCUUGUUAAUAUCAGUUGAUUAUCGAGAUCUUUGAAAAGCAGAGAAGAGGCUUUGUUACUCUCAUCACAUGUGGUUUAAAGCUUUGAUAUUAUUCUCGUAACAUGAUCUGUUUGUAAAAAUUUCAUUUUGCGAAUUGUUCAAUCGUUUCUAAUAUUUCUGAACAUGUACACUAUGUGUUCAGAAUACAUAUUGAGUGAGUGAAUGAAUGAGUGAGAGAAAGAAUAAAAGAAAGAGAAAUAGAAGGAGAAAUUUAGUUGCUUGUAUCUGUAUGCAGUGCACAGUUUUAAUUUCGAAACGGUGAUUAUUACUUACAGCAUGUUCGUAAAGACAUAAGAGAAAAAAAAAUAUAUAUAUAUAUACAUAUAUAUAUAAAGUAAAAGAUUAUAAUUCCAACAUUUUAUAGUUGAUCACUUAAAAGUAAUUAGCAACGUUUUAAAAUUAAAAAUUGUAUUAUAAAAAAAAUGAAGAAUAUUUUUAUGGCAAUUGAAUUGCAGUAAUAUUCCAGAACAUUCGAAUGAAAGGUUUUACUAAUAAUUAUUUCAAGUAUAUUACAAAUAUAUCAUUGCUUUCAUACAAUUAGCUUGCUAUCUGUAUUACAUCAAAUAUUAAUUAGGUAACAAAUUUAUCUGAACAUAGACGAUUAUUUUUUAUGCUUAUUUCU
Molecule: messenger RNA, 2785 nt
Organism: Nomia melanderi (Alkali bee)
Lineage: Eukaryota; Metazoa; Arthropoda; Insecta; Hymenoptera; Halictidae
Product: tyrosine-protein phosphatase non-receptor type 11
Biological process (GO): protein dephosphorylation; positive regulation of ERK1 and ERK2 cascade
Cellular component (GO): cytoplasm
Molecular function (GO): receptor tyrosine kinase binding; non-membrane spanning protein tyrosine phosphatase activity; cell adhesion molecule binding
Source: RefSeq, a predicted model, not a curated record